Dendrobium catenatum is the source of this 648-nucleotide messenger RNA. RefSeq lists its product as uncharacterized. The record is from RefSeq and is a predicted model, not a curated record. The coding region runs from base 92 to 466 and encodes 124 amino acids. The transcript has a single exon. Gene Ontology annotation, molecular function: protein binding. NCBI's taxonomy places the organism in Eukaryota, Viridiplantae, Streptophyta, Magnoliopsida, Asparagales, Orchidaceae.
CUCUAAACAAAAAUAAGGCGGUCCUUAAAUAGUUGGUCAGUCUUCCGAUCACCUCUCCGCAGAGUCAAAGCCGCUACGAUCCUUCUGUUCCAUGUCGCCGGCCGCAUCUCUCUCUCCUCUCUUCUUCCUCUUCCUCCUCACUGUAUUCCUUUAUCUCUCCUCCGCUGGAUCAGAGAUGCUAGAUUCAACCGGACAUGGAAACGACAGCCCAUGCGUGGUCCCACACGACGGCGACAAGUUCUGCCCCGUGAAAUGCUUCCGAUCCGACCCCGUCUGCGGCGAGAACGGCGUGACGUACUGGUGCGGCUGCCCGGAUGCGGCUUGUGCAGGGGUGCGAGUGGCCAAGAACGGUCCUUGCGAGGUCGGCAAUGGCGGAAACGGCCUCGUAUCCGGCCAAGCCUUCUUUCUCAUCCACAUUGUUUGGCUCAUCAUUCUCGGGUUUUCUGUCCUAUUCGGUUUCUUCUGAGUCCGACAUCCUCCAUUCUGAUGCCGGUUUCUUUGUUGUUUUGAUGACGCGUCGUGUAUUCUUCAAUUUUUUUGUCAGUAAAUUCUUUUUGGUUUUUAACAUCUGUAAUCUACUUGCAAUGAUACUGUAAAUUUGGAAAUUAUAAAAGCAUGCAGCCGAUAUAGCCCUUCAGGCUUCAAACA